AUCCACAUCCUGUUUCAACUGAAUAAGAGCGAACAGUCAGCAUACAGUUCACUGCUAACCUUUGGACUGCCCCACACAGACACUCCUGACCACCGUACUGUAACACCAGCCAGUCCCCGAAAGGAAAGCUUCAUUACCCCAUCCUCCCAUCCAAUUAGAAGCCAUAUGGCGCUUCUGGCCAAUCAAAUCAUGGAUGCGAGGAUUCUGAGCAGCAUGAAUGGGAGAGUCGAGCUGUCCCAGUUCCUGAGAGUCACUAAUCAGAGCAUCGUCUCCCAGGUGACUUCUGCCCAGGACGACAACCGCAAGAACAGGAAGUACCCCUGCCCGCUGUGUGGGAAGCGUUUCCGCUUUAACAGCAUCCUUUCCCUUCACAUGCGCACACACACGGGCGAGAAGCCCUUCAAGUGCCCAUACUGCGACCACAGGGCGGCACAGAAGGGCAACCUGAAGAUACACCUCCGUACUCACAAGCAAGGUCUCAUGGGCAAAGGCCGUGGGAGGAUUAGAGAGGACAACAGGUUGCUCCACGAGCUUGAAGAAAGAGCGAUACUCAGAGACAGACAGAUGCGAGCCAGUCACGUUAGCCGGCAGCAAACAUCUAAUUUAACCCAGCUUAAGAAUCCCCAGCUGCCACAGACUGUCCCGAUGCAAAACCAGUUCUUCGCCAACCCCGGUGCCGCGGAGAACCCGCCGCAUACGUCCACUUCCCCUAAGGAGACCGCCGUCCACGACGAGCCCAUCCAGCCGCAGCCCAGCGGCUUCCGCUGCUCAUUCUGUAAGGGGAAGUUCAGGAAGCAGCAGGAGCUCGAGCGUCAUAUCAGGAUCCUACACAAACCCUACAAAUGCACCCUGUGCGAGUUCGCUGCAUCACACGAGGAGGAGCUCAUCGGCCACGUUGAGAUGGCACAUAUAACCGCAGAUUCAGGCGCGGGUCAAAAGCCUGCGGCGGGGCCUGGUGACAAGGCGAAACCUGUUGGUGAGUUCCCUUGCGAGGUGUGCGGCCAGACCUUCAGCCAGGCCUGGUUCCUGAAGGGUCACAUGAGGAAACACAAGGACUCCUUCGAGCACUGCUGCCAAAUCUGUGGCCGUCGCUUCAAGGAGCCCUGGUUCCUUAAGAACCACAUGAAGGUCCACCUCAACAAGCUUGCUGCUAAGAGUAACCUCCCCGCCGAGCAUGACUCUUUCAAACUGAGCAACCUAACGCAAGACCACCAGAGCAACCUCUACUCGCAGUACAUCGCCCGCAUUCACAACAGGUUCCUCACGGCUGAGAGAGCCGACCCGCCAGAUUAUAACCAGAUACUCACCUCAGCAGGCGUCGACAUGAAGGUUAGGGAGAUGUUAGGGAGGAUGAUUUCCUCUGGCCCUACCCCACUGACAGACGCGGAGAGCUCCGCACUGUUGGGUCUGAACCAUCUCCACCCCCCGCUGAGCUCCACUAGCAUGGACUAUCUGCAGAAAGUCAUGUCUAAUAGGGAUACGCUCAACAGCAGCAGCAGCAGCGGCGGCAGCAGCGGUUACCCAGGCUGGCAGAUCAUGACACCAGGGCUGCCCGUUGAACAGCAAAUGUUCAGUCCUAAAGACCAGUCCCCCUUCUUGUCCGAGAGACGCCUCCCUGCAGACGACGGGAAAGUGGGUCUCGGCGACCCUGACACCAAGGCCAUCAGCAGACCAGGCAGCACCGGCAGCCUGAGUCAUCACGGGCCGACGGAGAUCAGCGCAGAGAUGGGCAACUCCCACUCCGGCAGUACCCUGGACCAUCGGCCACAAUCUUCUUCUCCAGGUGAGAAAGUCUACAGGUGUCCACUCUCCAGUGACUACACCACUGCACAGACAGCCUCCCUCGGCUUCCAUCUGGAACGCUACCACUUCCCCCACUGGCAGAACAGCAGGGAUCUUUCCUCUCCGCUGCAGCCCAGCAGCAGCAGCAGCAGCAGCAGCAGCAGCAGCAGCUCCAGCCCCAACUCCAACUCCAAGCUCAGACCCAGAUCCAGCGAAGACUGGAGCCCGGCUGCGGUGGGCCUCUACCUGGGUCUGGAGAACCACGGUGAAAACCCCCUGCCCGUCAACAAGCAGUCCGACCUCACCGACGGAGACGCAGGUGUAGACGGCUCUUUAUCCGCCCAGGCCAGGAAGUCCCAGUAUGAGCCCUUAGAUUUGUCCGUCCGGCCCGAGUCUGUCCCGUCCCAUCCGGCCAUGUCUCCUGCUGUCCUCGUGCAGAUGUCUGAUGUCUUUAGCAACGGACUGUCCUCCUCCAUCACCCGCCGGCUACAGAGUUACCCUACUGCCGCAGCGGAACCCAGUGUGAAACCUGCGUAUCAGUGUGACCUUUUGGUGCAGGCAACAAAAGGGGCGAUGAACACACAGAAAGGAGGCUCCGCCUGUCACAAUGGCGAGGGGGAAUUUGAGAGAUCCGAGCGAGGCAGGGAGGACGAAACUGACGACGCUGCCAAGUGGCAGAUGCUGAAAAAUAAUGUCCCGGAGCCACAGGGGCUGGAACGUGCCAGCGCCGACUUCCAGGCCCCCGGUGAGAAGCAGGAGAAGCCGGGGCAGUGGGGCAGAGGUGUGGCCGAGUCUCCCAUCUCCUCUCUGGAGAACCUGACUCCGGGACAGGCUGAUCCACUACAGUACCAGGGCGGCCUACUCUCCUUCCUCAGAUCCCAGGGGAGCCUGAGCGGCGCACCUGCCGGCGCACUCAGAGCCGGUCUGAACGGUGGGGGGGAUGUGGGGAAAGACGUCGCGUCAGCUCGGAAGCCGUUCCAGUGCAGAUACUGCCCCUACAGCGCUUCCCAGAAGGGCAACCUGAAGACCCACGUCCUGUGUGUCCACCGCAAGCCCUUCGACAACAGCCUCUACCCCGACCGCCGCCUCCGACGCUCCCACGCGCCCCAGAGACCCUCCAGAUCGCCCCCGAGCACCGCAGGGGACGACCACGCGCCGGCCACAGGCCAGAUUGGCAUGACGUCACUCUGUGGAACUUGAUGUUGUCAUGGCAACAGCGAAUACAGAGACAGUCGUGAUUAUUGUUUUAGCUUCACCUUGAAAGGGUUAGGAUGAUUGAGAUUGCUUGAAAAAAAGAAAAGAAAAAAGUUAACCAACCUUUGAUGUACAUUCCAGUGUUUACUUGAAGAGCCACAGUACGUAUUUAUCUGUAGCAAAAGAAGCUGCCUAUAAUAAUAAAGUCCAUUGUGAUGUGAAAGUGUA
Molecule: messenger RNA, 3204 nt
Organism: Scophthalmus maximus (turbot)
Lineage: Eukaryota; Metazoa; Chordata; Actinopteri; Pleuronectiformes; Scophthalmidae
Product: zinc finger protein 536-like
Exons: 3
Biological process (GO): regulation of DNA-templated transcription
Cellular component (GO): nucleus
Molecular function (GO): RNA polymerase II cis-regulatory region sequence-specific DNA binding; DNA-binding transcription factor activity, RNA polymerase II-specific
Source: RefSeq, a predicted model, not a curated record